Blepharisma stoltei is the source of this 1166-nucleotide messenger RNA. Lineage: Eukaryota; Ciliophora; Heterotrichea; Heterotrichida; Blepharismidae. The record is from the annotation of a GenBank genome assembly.
AUGGGAAGCGGGUCGAGCAAAAAUAAUAAGCAAAAACAAUCAGUUAAGGUAAAAAUUCCUAAGUUUCAGGUUGCAGAUCUGCGAGCUCCAGUUGCUUAUCCACAGAUGCCGAUUCCAAGUGCUCCACCUUUAGAUACAGAACAAGAUGAACUGCUUAGGAAUGCUUCUCCUCAAAAGGAGCCUACUAUACCUAGAUCGCAGCAAAUUCCUCAACCAAAAAACUCAAAUGAAAAUGAAGACCCUGAUAUUUUAUUUGAUGAAAAUCCUGAAGUACAAGAAAUUCAAGGAAAUCAGCUUCAUAAUUAUUUUAAAAAAAUAAUAGUUCAUAUAGAAAAUCACUACUUAAGUCAAAAAAAAUAUAAAAUAUGGCCUUUUUUUCCUUCUAAAUUUAAUAAUACCCCAAUCAGCCAACUGAUUUAUCAUCAGUCCCACAAUUUUCUUCCCAAUCCUGCACUUUGCAAGGCAAAUGGAGCUAUCAUAUGGAAUUAUCUGAGAUUUAUUUCCCAGAAUCUAUCAGCAAUUAUAUAGAAAAAGAUUUCAUUUUACUCCUCCCUUCCAUGAGCGAACAAAAGAAUCUUGUUUGCUCACGGAGGUGGUUAAUUUUUUUUAAAAAAAUUUAUAUAUAAAAAUUUAUAAAAAAAUCAUGAUUCGCAAAAAUUGGAAAGCAAAUAUUUAUUUAAUUAUACAAUUUAUAUUUUAAAACUCAAUUUGUUUAAAUUUAAACAGAAUUAGCUUGAGAUUUCAUUUUAAUCAUUAUCACUUAUAUCUAGCUCACGGAGGGUGGGUUUUUGAACAAAAAAUAGGGAUUUUCUAAUGGUUUUGUUCGCUCACAGAGGGGGGAGUUAGGAAAUAUAAGAAGUAAAUUUGAGUUCUCAGGAAGCCAAGCUGAAAUUAUAUUUCAAGAGUCCUUAAUGACUCUAAAUGGCAUAUCCGGAGAAAAAUUGAUUUAUCCAAUAAGUAGGUCAAGUUCUAAUAAAGAAAAAUAUUGGUGAUAUGCUAAUGACCAAUCUGCAAGGCCCAUAAUUAAAGAAAUUGAAGAAAUUUUAAACUCCACAGAAUGGAUUUUUAUUUAUAGUUUAGAUGGAGUAGUCUAUCAAAUUAAUCUGCAUAAAAAAUCCAUGAUUGAGAUGAAAACUGGGCUAGUAAGAAACUUAGUUAUAGCAUAA